Molecule: messenger RNA, 2089 nt
Organism: Tinamus guttatus (white-throated tinamou)
Lineage: Eukaryota; Metazoa; Chordata; Aves; Tinamiformes; Tinamidae
Gene: NEDD1
Product: NEDD1 gamma-tubulin ring complex targeting factor
Biological process (GO): mitotic cell cycle; microtubule nucleation
Cellular component (GO): spindle pole; ciliary basal body; centrosome
Molecular function (GO): gamma-tubulin binding
Source: RefSeq, a predicted model, not a curated record
GCCAUGCAAGAAGGCGUCCGUUUUGCUUCCUCGGGAGAGGACGUGAAGAUAUGGGAUUCCUCGUCUGUGACUGUGGUAGAGCAGUUCAACCCGCACACGCCUGCCCAUGCAGUGAGCUCGCUGUGUUGGGCCAGCAACAAUAGCUUCCUGGUUACUGCCUCUGCCGUUGGUGAUAAGAUAGUUGUUUCAAGCUGUAAAAGUAAACCUAUUCCGCUUUUUGAAGUAGCCGAAGGGGCGAAACAGACGUGUGUGGCUUUAAGUUCCAGCUGUUUAUACAUUGCGAGUGGAGGCCUCGAUAACUCUGUUAAUAUCUGGGAUCUGAAGUCCAGGAGACUCCACCGUAGUCUCAAGGAUCACAAAGAUGAAGUCACGUGUGUUGCAUAUAAUUGGAAUGAUUGCUACAUUGCUUCUGGAUCUUUGAGUGGUGAAAUCAUUUUACACAGUGUUACAACCAAUUUAUCAAGUACUCCCUUUGGUUUUGGCAGCCGUCAGCCUAUUCGACACCUGAAAUACUCCUCCUUUAAGAAAUCUCUGCUGGGCAGUGUUUCCGACAGUGGAGCUGUAACUUUGUGGGAUGUGAAUAGUCAGAACCCAUAUCAUAAUUUUGAAAAUACUCAUAAAGCACCAGCUUCAGAAAUCUGCUUUUCUCCAGUCAACGAAUUGCUGCUUGUCACUGUAGGUUUGGAUAAAAGAAUUAUUCUCUAUGACACAUCAAGUAAAAAAUUAUUGACAACAAUAGUAGCUGAAUUUCCUCUGACAACGGUAGAUUUCAUGCCUGAUGGUACUACUUUGGCUAUAGGAUGUUCCCGGGGAAAAAUCUACCAAUAUGACUUAAGAAAACUGACAUCACCAGUAAAAACAGUUAAUGCUCACAAAGGCUGUGUGAAAUGCAUACGUCUUCAGUACAGUAGCACUUCCUCCAAGUCUAACCUUAAGGGUUCUUCAAAUAAACCUUUAUCCAAAAGAGCAGAAGUCAAAUCUGGUAGUAAUCUCGGAGGAAUUCAAAAUAUUGGCAUAAAAAAUGCAACUUCUCAUACAUCAGCAGCAGUUUCACCUCAUCUUGCUCUGCCAAAUGAGAAUAAAGGAGGAGAUGUUUUUCUGGACAAAACAGGCUUUCCUCGCAGCAGUAGCUUGGAUGUGAUUCCAUCUAAAGAAACAGAUCAUGGGAGAAGUACUGACUCGAGUAAUCUUGAUGAUUUGAGUCGCAAUAGUUUAGGAGAUAUAUUUUCUCCAGUCAGAGAUGAUAUUAUUUCAAGUAAAGCAAAUGAAGAUCCUCCAGGAAAAGGAGAUGGUCUUGAUUUUCAGUCCUACCUUUCGGGUUUGGAUUUUCUCCCACAGCUCCCCACUGCCUUCCCAGUAAAAAGAAACCCAGUUGUCAGUAGUGCACAAGGGAUACGGUCUAGCCCGUUACAUGUAUUUGUGGCCUCUCCGAUUAAAGAAGAGGAAGAACAUACAAAUCCAGAGGCCGACACUAAGAAAAUAAAUCUUGGAAAACAAGAAUCUGCAGAAGCUGUAAAGCAGCUUCCAAAACUGAGCUCUUCAAGUGCAGAAUCCGGAACUUUGAGUCCUCCGCUAUCCUCCACUGCUAUAAAGACUCCUGACACAAAUGAGAAAUUAGUAAAGAAUAUUCAGGCCAGUCUUGCGUAUGAUCUGCCACUAAAUGGCACUACCUCAGCAAGUCCAAAGAUAACAUCGCCUGUCACAGUUGGAGUUGCCAGUUCACUGUCAGAAAAAAUAGUAGAAACCAUUGGGAGCAACAGACCAAAUGCACCUUUGACAUCAAUACAAAUAAACUUCAUUCAGAACAUGAUACAAGAGACGCUGGAUGACUUCAGAGAAGCAUGUCAUCGCGAUAUUGUGAAUUUGCAAGUGGAGAUGAUCAAACAGUUCCACAUGCAGCUGAAUGAAAUGCAUGCCUUACUUGAAAGAUACUCUGUAAAUGAAAGCUUAGUAGCUGAAAUUGAGAGAUUACGAGAAGAAAACAAAAGACUGAGGACUCACUUCUGAAAGAUUCACACUGCUAAUUUUAUUAGCAUGAACUCACUACAUCUUGUUGCUUAUGACAGAUCAUCCGUCAUCACUGAAACAU